Messenger RNA from Cutaneotrichosporon cavernicola, 969 nucleotides. RefSeq lists its product as uncharacterized. The coding region runs from base 1 to 969 and encodes 322 amino acids. Gene Ontology annotation, cellular component: mitochondrion. NCBI's taxonomy places the organism in Eukaryota, Fungi, Basidiomycota, Tremellomycetes, Trichosporonales, Trichosporonaceae. Gene Ontology annotation, molecular function: NAD+ binding; (3S)-3-hydroxyacyl-CoA dehydrogenase (NAD+) activity. The transcript is spliced from 5 exons. The record is from RefSeq and is a predicted model, not a curated record. Gene Ontology annotation, biological process: fatty acid beta-oxidation.
AUGUCUAGUGCUGCUGAACGUCUCGCUGCUGUCGCCCGUCACCUCGCUGAGGGGCCAGGCGGGGGCAUCAAGACCAUCGUCGUGUUCGGCGCUGGCCUAAUGGGAGCUGGUAUCGUCCAGAUCGCGGCCCAGGCCGGUUACACUGUGCACAUGGUCGACGUGAACGACAAGGCCAUUAACAACGGCCUUGACAUCAUCAAGAAGUCGGCGGCACGCAUCGCCAAGAAGAUCGCGCCAAAGAACAUGGACGAGUUUGUCGCCUACGUCAUGAGCAACAUCAAGACAUUUACCGACCGCAACAAGGCUGUCGAGGGUGCGGACCUCGUCAUUGAGGCGAUCAUCGAGAACCUCAAGAUCAAGCAGGAGCUCUUCGACUUCCUCGACAAGAAUACCAAGCCCGAGUGCAUCCUGGCUUCCAACACUUCUUCACUCCUCCUCUCUGACAUUUUCGAGCACCUUCCCGAGAAGCGCAAGGCCGUGCUCUGCGGACUUCACUAUUUCAACCCGGUUCCAGUUAUGCGGCUGGUCGAGGUCAUCCGCACUGAUCAAACGACCGAGGAGACGAUCAAGAUUGUCUACGACGUCAACAAGAAGAUGGGCAAGACAGCGGUGCUUGCAAAGGACAGGCCGGGGUUCAUUGUCAACCGCCUCCUUGCUGCGUACAACCGCGAGGCGUUCAAGAUGGUGGAGCGCGGCGACGCCACUUUUGAGGACAUUGACACUGCCAUGAAGCUCGGCGCCGGCUACCCCAUGGGUCCAUUCGAGCUGGCCGACUACACCGGCCUCGACCUCAACCUCUUCAUUGCCAAGGGCUGGAUCGAGUACAACAAGCGCGGCCUCGUGCCCGACUACCUUGUCGGCGAGUCCAAGCUGGUGCGCUCCAUGGUCGAACAGGGGCGGACGGGCCGCAAGUCUGGGAGGGGCUUUUACGAGUACAAGGACGGCAAGAAGGUCAAGAAGGGCAACUAG